Messenger RNA from Porites lobata, 1918 nucleotides. The record is from the annotation of a GenBank genome assembly. NCBI's taxonomy places the organism in Eukaryota, Metazoa, Cnidaria, Anthozoa, Scleractinia, Poritidae.
AUUCCGCAGACUAUAACAAGCGUAAAACGAGACAUGAAGAUAAAGCUUACAAUGAACGGUAACGUUAACGGGCACGAGUUCACGAUUGAAGGAAAUGGAAAAGGAACGCCUUACGAGUAAGUAAUUUUUUUAAAAAAAUGUUAAAUCAUGGUACGCAGGCUUCUGACCUCUUUGCUUCAAACUAGUUUGUUCAGAAGAGCUUUCAGUAUACAUUUUAGGUUUUGCUUGUGUGUAAGAGAUUAACCACCGAAAAUGUGUCUGACCUGAUCCUAUGACUUUAAGACAUAGCACUGCAGAACAAAACAUGCUGUUUUUGUUUCCUAGCCUAUGAUCGUUAUGGCAAAGAACUAAAAACCUUUAAGAAAGUUUCUUCCUGACCUGGCUAAGAAAUCGAUAACUAAAAAUUACCUAUCCUUGCCAUAUUUCUUUUAAAAGAAUUUACGACUAGAAGGUUUUUUUUCUCUUCAGUUAAAAAUGCUAGAUCGCGAGCUCAGUUUUGUAUGUUUUUUUUUUUUAACACAGGGAGAAUUUACUUGAAACAGACCCUUUAUUGUCCCUCUAUGUAACGUUUUAUGAGAUUGAACGACACACCCUCUGUGGUGUGAUUAGACUAUGAACACCCCUCCCAUUUUACCUUAUCAUCUGAUUCAGCCAUGUUGCUAAAUGUGCAUUUUCCCAAGCAAGCAGUAGGACUGUCUCAAUGUAAAUAUCUGAGUUAUAAAAACAAGAAAAGUCAUUAACUCAGACUAUACGGCAAUAUUUUAGGAUAUAAAAGAAAGCUACGAUUAAAUUAACUAAGAAAACAAUUUGCCUUUAGCGGUUCUGAAACCUUGAGUUAUGGCCUUUUAAAAGCGAAAUAAGACUUUUACUUGAAAUUGAACUGUUGCCUAAUUGCGGUCGUAUAUGCGUUGCAUAUGAAUUCGUCGUUUUCUUAGCCAGCUUUGAUUUCCCGUUCAUGUUUUUUUUAGGGGAACACACACUGUAAAUCGUGCCGUCAAAGGGCGGACCUGUGUACGUUAAGUUUUCUUACUCUGCCUUGAUUUCCCGUUCAUGUCUUUUUUUUUUUAGGGAAACAUGUAUACUGUAUAAAACUUACAAUUGCCAAGGGCGGUCUUCUUUACGUUUUCUUAUACAACCUUGAUUUCCUGUUUAUGUUUUUUUAAGUGGAACACAAACUAUAAAUCUCAAAGUUACAAGUGGCGGACCUCUUCCUUUUGCUUACGAUAUUCUGACAAACGCGUUCCAGUACGGCAACAGGGCAUUUACCCAAUACCCCAAAGAGAUACCAGACUAUUUCAAGCAGACUUUUCCUGAGGGGUAUUCCUGGGAAAGAACCAUGGAAUUUGCAGACGGAGGCACAUGUGAAGUUAAAAGCGUCAUCAGGUUAGUAAAAUAUAAAACCUGCAGUGCUCAGUACUUAAGUCGAUCGUUUAAGUCGUUUUCAUCUUUGAUAUAUAAUCGCUUUCAUGCGUGCUUUCAUGCUCUGCUAUUACUGGAUAGUGUCUUUCUUUUUAAACUCUGUUUUAAACUAGAACUGCGUAGGGCUCUUUUUCAAAAUAGUUUUCAUAUAAAGAACGAAAAAGGAAAAAAAAACCGAAUUUUUUAUCUUCUAUUUAUGUAGUACAUAAGUUGCUAACUAACAAUGUUAUUAGUCGCAUUGUCGCGCACACUUAGUAAAUCUUGCCCCUCUUUCGUCAGCUUGGACAAAGAGGACAAGGGCUGUUUUGUUUAUAAGAUUCUGUUCACUGGGAAGUUUCCAGAAGAUGGUCCAGUUAUGCGCAAGAACGUUUUGAGAUGGGAGCCAUCCACUGAGACGAUGUACAUGAAUGGUGGGGAACUGAAGGGUGAUAUUAACCACGCCUUGUUGCUUGAAGAUGGUAGCGAUUACCGAUGUAACUUCAAAAGCAUUUACAAGUAA